CGCAAAGCAAGCUCGCGUCUCACCUCUCGACCAAAACAUUCAGGUAAAUGUCGAUGAGAACGCAGAGCUUUCCGACUGCCCGUCUGCAUACUAUAAAAACCCAUAAUGCACCGGUAAAUGCGGUUGCCUUCUCCAGCUCACCAGGCACUUACAUCCUCACUGGCUCUUCCGAUCGCGAUGUCCAUCUUUCCCGCGCCGUCCCACAAUCUUCCUCCGCGUCGGCCAACACCGUCACAACUACACCCAUCCAGAAGUACGAGGCCCACGGGUAUUCUGUGUUAGAUCUUGCUGUGACGGCAGACAAUGCACGAUUUGUAAGCGUCGGUGGAGAUAAGCAGGUAUUUCUGUGGGAUGUGGAAACUGGUUCAACUGUAAGGCGAUGGAGUGGCCAUGAUGCAAGGGUCGAGGCGGUGGAAUUUGGCGGGGAGGCAGACUCUAUCGUUGCUUCCGGUAGCGCUGACACCACUGUCAAGAUCUGGGAUACCCGCUCCCUGACCUCAAAACCUAUGCAGACCCUAACGGAAGCCACUGACACUGUGUCGUCCGUACAUAUCCACACGCCUUCAUGCUCCAUCAUGAGCGGAAGCUACGAUGGCAGGAUCCGCACAUACGAUCUACGCAUGGGUGUUGUGAAGGUCGAUGUCAUGGCCCAUCCUGUUACAAGUAUCCGCUGCUCUGCCGACGGCAACGUAAUCCUUGCUUCUUGUCUAGAUGGCCGAAUACGAAUAGUGGACAGAGCCGAUGGAUCGGUCUUGAAAGCUUUUGGCGGUGAGAGCGGAGGUACAGGACGGCAGCCAGCAUAUAAGAAUACAGAACUUCGAAUAAGGUCGACCUUUGCGAACGGAGACGGCGCUGUCCUUAGCGGAAGCGAACCAAGUGACCAAACCCCAGGAGCGCAUAUUUUUGCCUGGGACGUUUUGAGUGGCAAUGUCAUAAAUGUUGUUCCUGUUGGUGAAGAUGUCAAAGUCGUGAGCUGUGUUGCAUGGAAUGAGAAGGGGAAAAAUUGGGCAGCAGGAUGUUCCAACGGGAGUGUUCAGGUAUUUGGGUAGCCUCCUUUCCUUGAACCUUGGUGGCUGAAGCGAAUAUGUCAACUCUGCAGUAAUAACUGUGAUCAGGGUCGGAACUGCAGGGGCCAACAGCAUGGUUGGGACAUUUGAGGCUUUAUCUUGCUGAUGGGAGACUAAAGAACUACAU
Coccidioides immitis RS is the source of this 1194-nucleotide messenger RNA. RefSeq names its product WD repeat protein. Gene Ontology annotation, biological process: mRNA splicing, via spliceosome. Gene Ontology annotation, cellular component: catalytic step 2 spliceosome. The transcript has 4 exons. Lineage: Eukaryota; Fungi; Ascomycota; Eurotiomycetes; Onygenales; Onygenaceae. Bases 48 to 1049 code for a protein of 333 amino acids. The record is from RefSeq and is a predicted model, not a curated record. Gene Ontology annotation, molecular function: protein binding.